This is a messenger RNA of Hevea brasiliensis (rubber tree), 744 nucleotides long. RefSeq lists its product as uncharacterized. Bases 1 to 744 code for a protein of 247 amino acids. The transcript has 2 exons. Gene Ontology annotation, molecular function: nucleic acid binding; RNA-DNA hybrid ribonuclease activity. The record is from RefSeq and is a predicted model, not a curated record. Lineage: Eukaryota; Viridiplantae; Streptophyta; Magnoliopsida; Malpighiales; Euphorbiaceae.
AUGGCCAUUUAUUAUCUGAGCAAAAAAUUCAAUGAACGUGAGUUGCGGUACUCAUUUCUAGAAACCUGCUGUGCAUUGGCAUGGACGGCAAAUCGACUCAAGCACUAUAUGUUGAAUCACAAAACAUGGCUCAUUUCCAGGAUAGAUUUGAUCAAGUAUGUCUUCAAGAGCCCGUUCAUACUUGGGAGAAUAGCAAAGUGGCAAGUCAUACUCUCACAAUAUGACAUAACCUAUAUGAAAAAGAAGGCAGUAAAAGGGAGCGUGAUAGCAGACCUCCUAGCAGAGAAUCCAAUCGAUGAUUAUGAGGCUAUAGACUUCGAGUUCCCAGACGAGUACAUCAAUGCAGUAAGUGAAGACACUGAGGGUAAUGGGAUUGGGGCAGUAUUAAUAUCCCCAGAGGAGAAACACUUCCCGAUAGCUGUCAAGCUAAAAUUUGAGUGUACUAAUAACGUGGUAGAGUAUGAAGCCUAUGUGAGUGGUUUGCAAGCUACCAUCGAAAUGAAAAUAAAGAAAUUAGAAGUGUAUGGAGACUCCACCUUGAUCAUUUACCAAGUCAAGGGAGAAUGGCAAACUAAAGACUCGAAACUGAUCUCGUACCAGAAGUAUCUUUUUGAGCUUAUUAAAGAGUUUGAAGAAAUCUCCUUUACCCAUUUUACCCAUGAUAAGAACCAGUUCACGGACGCUUUGGCCACUUUGGCAGUAAUGACCCAAAUGGAGGAAGGGCAAAUAUCACAGCUGUUGUAA